This is a messenger RNA of Schistocerca gregaria, 2077 nucleotides long. RefSeq names its product pyruvate kinase-like. Gene Ontology annotation, cellular component: cytoplasm. Gene Ontology annotation, biological process: glycolytic process. Lineage: Eukaryota; Metazoa; Arthropoda; Insecta; Orthoptera; Acrididae. The record is from RefSeq and is a predicted model, not a curated record. Gene Ontology annotation, molecular function: pyruvate kinase activity; potassium ion binding; magnesium ion binding. The transcript has a single exon. The coding region runs from base 338 to 1951 and encodes 537 amino acids.
UGAAAACAAAAAGCUUCAUACAUCUGUGGAUCAGUUUAUUUUUCAACUGUUACACUCCUCAGUUUGACGCUCUAGGUCCUGCGAAGGUUGAGUAAUCGCUGACAUGACACAUGAAAGUUCAGCAACGAAAGUUAGUAUACAACAACAAUGUACGAAAAUUCAUGUUAAAAUGAUAUAAAAGUGAGGUUUCUUAACAUCAAAGAAAAAUACUUGUUUCGGCUCUUAAUUGUUUAACGUUUGCCUGGAAUCAUGUUCCUGAGGCGAGAUUAAAUUCAGGUCAGUAACAGUUUGAAUUAUCGUAAGAAAACUAAACAUUUUGAAAAGUGGUGAGACAGCUAUGGAGGGUGAACCUACAGCAGGAGGAGAUGAGGAGGGUAUCCUGCCUAUACAAACCAAAUCAGCAUUUGCAGAUUCUAUUCUUGACCAUCUCACAAAUUUAAGUGUACGAUCAGAUAUAGCUACCGAAAAAUUAACGGCGAUCAUAUGUACCUUGGGACCCGCAUCGGCUCAGCCCGCUGUAUUAGAUGAAAUGUUAGAAGCUGGAAUGAAUAUAGCUCGAAUGAAUUUCUCACACGGUUCUCACGAGUAUCAUGCAAAUACCGUUAAACUGGUGCGUGAAGCUGUUGCUAGGUACAGCAGGCGUGUUGGGUUAAGGUGGCCUGUUGCAAUAGCAUUAGACACGCGUGGACCAGAGAUUCGCACUGGUCUCCUCGAAGGUGGAGCUUCAGCAGAACUUGAGUUAGUCCAAGGAGAAAAAAUAAAACUUACUACCAACGACGCAUUUGCUGAAGCAAGCAACAUUAAUUGUGUAUACGUAGAUUACAACAACAUUACGAACGUUGUGAAGCCUGGAGAUAGAGUUUUUGUCGAUGACGGACUCUUAUCACUCAUUGUGAAGCAAAUUGAAGGUAACGAAGUGCAUUGUGAAAUAGAAAACGGAGGCAAAUUAGGAAGCCGUAAAGGCGUGAAUCUUCCAGGAGUUCCUGUUGACCUACCUGGCGUGUCUGAGAAAGACACAGCUGACCUUCGUUUCGGUGUGGAGCAAGGAGUUGACAUGAUAUUCGCGUCUUUCAUUCGAAAUGCGCAGACAGUGCAAGACGUACGUGAUGUACUAGGAGAGGAUGGUAAAAGUAUUUUAAUUAUUUCAAAGAUAGAAAAUCAACAGGGUAUUGACAAUGUAGAUGAAAUAAUCGAAGCCUCUGACGGCAUCAUGAUCGCACGUGGAGAUAUGGGUAUAGAAAUACCACCACAGAAAGUGUUUCUAGCUCAGAAAGCCAUAAUUGCGAAAUGUAACCGAAUAGGUAAACCAGUUGCAUGUGCAACUCAGAUGCUGGAAUCAAUGACAAGUCACCCAAGAGCAACACGUGCUGAAUCUUCUGAUGUGGCAAAUGCAAUCUUAGAUGGAGCUGAUCUAGUGAUGCUUUCAGGUGAGAGUGCAAAAGGAAAGUUUCCUAUAGUCUGUGUUCGUACAAUGGCAGCAAUCUGCCGUGAAGCUGAGGCCGCUGUCUGGUCGAAACAGCUGUGCACUGAACUAAGUUUUGAUAUCGCGCCUCCAACAGACCCAAUGCAUGCCACAGCUCUAGGUGCUGUAGAAAUGGCGCGUCUUUCUAAAGCAGCAAUGAUUGUGGUGUUGACUGUAUCUGGAAGGUCUGCUCAUUUGGUGGCCAGAUACAGACCUCGCUGUCCUAUAGUUACCAUAACACGUUAUGCACAAGUUGCCCGUCAAGCUAACUUGUACCGUGGCAUAAUACCACUCAUUUAUCAGGCUCAACCGAAAGAAGACUGGAUUGAAGAUCAAAAUGAUCGCAUAGAUUUUGCUAUCGACUUCGGAAAGCAACGAGGGUUUGUAGAAGAGGGAAGUGCAGUGGUUAUUGUUGCAGGCUGGCGUCCAGGAUCUGGUUACACUAACACUUUGCGUCUCAAGUACAUUCUUUCAGAAGUUGAAGAAUAAACAAUAAGUGUUGAUGGAUUUGUUUGUAACUGAAUGUCUGAUAAAAGAACGUUCGUGUGCUAUUGGUGUUUCUUGAUGAAGACUAAACUGCAAAUUAUGGUUUGAAUAAAUAAUUGUUUUUUCAUU